GGGUUUUGAUCCCUGGCUAAGGGAUAGCAGGCUCCGCAAUGUUAAAGUCCUGUACGCUUCCUGCGGUGCAGUUCUCAAAAUCGGUCUCCAGCAAAGGCCGCCAACUCCUCGAUGUUAGGCCGCAGUGCGGACGGAGAUACGAUACGGUGCCACCCAAUGUUUGGACACAGUCCACAGAAGUUCACAGUUGCUGAGGUUAGUGUCGUGUAGCGUUCAAGAGCCUGAUGGUUGCAGGGAAGAAACUGUUCUUGGACCUAGAGUUCAUCGACCAGUGAUCCCGACACACUAACACUAACCUACACACAAUUCCCUGCAAUUUCAUGCGGUCUUGGAUGGAGCUGUUCCCAAACCAUAUUGUGAUGCAUCCCGGUAAAACGCUACGGGAGUCAAGAUCGUCCCGUCAAAGGAGGGCUCGAGGCCCCUGACCUCGGGAGAGCAAACAAGAGAAGAGAUUGAACCUUCCAUCACAGUGAGGAAUGUGGAGCAUGUUUAUGUUAAAAUGUGUUUUGUGUGUUCUGUUUCUUUUUAUUGUAUGACUGACUUGGCAAAUGAAAUUCCUUGUAUGUUGCAAAACAUACAUGGCUAAAAAAAUAUUAUUGUGAUUGUGAUUCUACCUUCCUUCCAUUGACUCCAUCUACGCUUCACACUGCCCCGGCAAGGCCACCAGAUAAUCAAAGACCAGUCUCGCCUCAGUCACUCCCUCUUCUCCCCUCUCACAUCAGGCAAGAGGUACUGAAGUGUGAAAACGCACACCUCCAGACUCAAGGACUGAUUCUUAUCCCAGCUGUUAUCAGGCAACUGAACCAUCAUCCUCUCACCAACUAGAGAGCGGUCCUGACCUCCCAUCUACCUCAUUGAAGACUUGGACUAAACGUUAUUCCCUUUAUCUUGCACUAAACGUUAUUCCCUUCAUACUGUAUCUGUAUAUUGGAUUUACACUGCACUAUACAAUCGGACGGCUCGAUUGUAAUUGUUGUUCGACUUUCUGCUGUCUGGAUAGCACGCAACAAAAAGCUUCUCAUUGUACCUCGGUACAUGUGACAAUAAACUAUAAACUAAACUGAACUAUACCAAACUAUACUAAGAUAAAUUGUUUUCAGGUAAAGGGACGCCUGGCAAGUGGGAGGUUUUUAAAUGUACGAAAGCAAGAGUUCAGGGACAUCAUGUUCCUGUUUGUAUCGGUAUUGGCUUCUUGUUGUCACGUGUGCCAAGAUACAGUGAAAAGCUGUAUUUUGCGUGCUGUCCAGUCAAAUCAUUGCAUGAAUGCUACAGGUAGUGCAGAGGAGCAAACAGAGAAAGUGAAGAUAAAACAACGUGCAAAGGCCACAAUGGUGAUAUCAGAGGACCGUUCAGUAAUCAGAUAACAGCAACGAAGAGACUGGUGCUGAGUCUCAUGGGGGUGAGCCGGACCUGAGGCGAGCAGUGACAGAGAGCGGCUGAAGGUCUCUCCCGCCCACCAUGGUGGACCACCAGGUCGCAGCCGGAGAGAGCUUCCUGCAGACGUGCUGCCCACUGGGGCGCCUGGGCGGGAUGGUGGUGGAACGCGGUGCCUACCAGAUGCUGCCCUCGCCCGUGUCGGAGGAAGAGAGUGACUGCUGCAGUUCCCGCUCGUGCUCCAGUCCCGAGACCGGGCGUGCCGGGUGCGGUGACGCUGGGCCCUGGGCCGUGGGCAACCAGGACGGCAUCAUGGACUACCUCCUGUCGCAGGCGGGCCACGGGGGCAGGGCGGACAGGGAGGAGCCGGGGUCGUUCCAGCCCACCCUGGAGGAGAUAGAGGAGUUCCUGGAGGAGAACAUGGGGAUGGAGUUGACGGAGGGGGGAUGGGGCGGGUUGGGGGGGCCACAGGUUGCUGGGGAGGGGCCCCACCGCCUGGUGGAGGGGAAGGGUCCGACCAAGCCCGCUGCCCUGGGGCUGAGGGGUGGGCAGGAGGGUAGGGUGGGCGAGGUCGUACUGACAGGGAUGGGAUCUGACCCCGACCCCCCUGGGGUUCAAGUGCAGGGGGGGCAGGAGUCCAGCCCUCAGCCGCGGGGGGGGCAACUGAAGGUGACCCAACUCCUGGUCAAUAUCCAGGGCCAGACCUUUGCCCUGGUGCCCCACCUCCUGCCCCCGUCCCGGCCCCUCGCCCGUAUCGCCCCCGUGCCCAUCGCCGCCAAGCCGGCACCCGGCGGGGGCGAGGCAUGCACGGGUGCAGCCGCCACCGUCCUGGGCCAGAGGCUGCAGCGGGGUGACACCACGCAGCUGCUGAAGAUGCAUCGCUGCACGUUUCCCGGAUGCACCAAGAUGUACACCAAGAGCAGCCACCUGAAGGCCCACCUGCGGAGGCACACCGGAGAGAAACCAUUCGCCUGCACCUGGCCCGAGUGUGGAUGGAGGUUCUCCAGGUCCGACGAGCUAUCCCGUCACCGGCGUUCCCACUCGGGGGUGAAGCCGUACCAGUGCCCGGUCUGUGAGAAGAGGUUUGCCCGCAGUGACCACCUGUCCAAGCACGUCAAGGUGCACCGCUUCCCCAGGGCCAGCCGCGCUGCACGCCCGCUCAACUGACCACUGCUCCGGCGGCACUGACCGGGCAUGGGCCUGCCUGCCACGGGGAGGCCCAGACACCUCCGAGGUCCAGCUCUGGGGCAGAGUUUGUGGCAGCCUCUGAUCUGGGUCUGGCAACUCCGCCACUGUCCGGCCAGUGCCGACAGCGAGGGCUUCUCCACCGACCAUGACCAACCCAAGGUGGUCAUCCCAACCAAGGCCUGGCCUCCAACAAAUGUGGACAACCAACCUUCUCUGGCAGGUGGCAAGUGGAAGGGACGCACUCUUCUUUGUAUAGUUUUCUUCAAGGCAGGAGAUCUGGACCUCGCCUUAAAUGGAGCAUGAACCUGAGGCCCUGCCUCAUGACCGGGCCUGUGGGCCUGGGGAUUCCCACUGGACUCCAGCGCGCCUCACCUCAAAUAUGCAAACAGCAGCAGGAACAGUCGCAGUUUGUGUUUUAUUGAAAUCAAAUUUCUAGAGACCAGGACUUUGGGAUGAAUUUGUCAAGAUCUUUUGGAGACCUGGGAGUACUGUGCUCAGUUCUGGUCACUCUGCUAUGAAAGAUGGAAAGAGCAAAGAGAAGAUUGACAAGGAAAUUGCUGGGACUACAGGGAGAGAUUGGGCAGGCUCGGACUGUAUUCCUUGGAGCGCAGGCGGUUGAUGUUAUAGAGGUGUGUAAAAUCAUGAGGGGAAUAGAUGAUGUCACUAAUCUUAAAAUAAACAAAGUGCUCAGCGUGUCAGGCAGCGCCUGAUGGACAGGGUCUUUUUACCCAGGGUCAGGGAAUCAAGAACCACAGGUUUAAAGGUGAUAGGGGAAAGAUUUACUUAGAACCCGAGGGGCAACUUUUUCACACACACACAGAGCGUGGUGGGUGUAUGGAACGAGUUGCCAGAGGAGGUAUUUAAGAAGGAACUGCAGAUGCUGGAAAAUCGAAGGUAGACAAAAGUGCUGGAGAAAACUCAGCGGGUGCAGCAGCAUCUAUGGAGCGAAGGAAAUGGGCAACGUUUCGGACCGAAACGUUGCCUUUUUCCUUCGCUCCAUAGAUGCUGCUGCACCCGCUGAGUUUCUCCAGCACUUUUGUCUACCAGCCAGAAGAGGUAGUUGAGACUAUAACAACAUUUGAAGGACAUUUGGACAGGUACAUGGAUAGGAAAGGUUUAGAGAGAUAUGGGGUCAAAUGGAAUUUGCACUCUCUCUGGUCCUGAUAAGCAGGGAAGCCCCUCGAACCAUCACAGGAUGAGAAUCAGUGUGAACACAAUGAAUUAAUCUUGGAAGAACUGCUGGGCUUUCUGCUGGUCCAUAUGUGUCGUCACUCCUACAGGAAGUGGGCGGUGAGUUUUUAAGCUACUAACUUAUACCAGGCACGGAGGCAGUGUAUAUACGUGUUACUUCUGACACACUACAUUAGUUUUUUAAUGUACAAGGUCUAGUUUGCAUCCUAUGAAUGUCUGUACAUAUUCUGUAUAUAAUUUAUGUAGUUAAUGCACAAAUAUAUCCCUGGCCAGAGGAUCUGGGGCGACGGAGGAACUGAAGGAAAUUCACAUUAGGCAGGAAAUGGUAUUGGGUAGAUUGAUAGGACUGAAGGCUGAUAAAUCCCCAGGGCCUGAUGGUCUGCAUCCCAGGGUACUUAAGGAAGUGGCUGUAGAAAUCGUGGAUGCAUUGGUGAUCAUUUUCCAAUGUUCAAUAGAUUCAGGAUCAGUUCCUAGGGAUAGCUAAUGUUAUCCCACUUUUUAAGAAAGGAGGGAGGGGGAGAGAAAACGGGGAAUUCUUGACCAGUUAGCCUGACAUCAGUGGUGGGGAAGAUGCUGGAGUAAAUCAUAAAAGAUGAAAUAGCGGCACAUUUGGAUAGCAGUAACAGGAUUGGUCCGAGUCAGCAUGGAUUUACGAAGGGGAAAUCGUGCUUGACUAAUCUUCUGGAAUUUUUUGAGGAUGUAACUAGGAAAAUGGACAAGGGAGAGCCAGUGGAUGUAGUGUACCUGGACUUUCAGAAAGCAUUUGAUAAGGUCCCACAUAUGAGAUUAUUGGGCAAAAUUAGAGCACAUGGUAUUGGGGGUGGGGUACUGGCGUGGAUAGAAAAUUGGUUGGCAGACAGGAAACAAAGAGUAAGGAUUAACGGGUCCCUUUCAGAAUGGCAGGCAGUGAUUAGUGGGGUGCCGCAAGGCUCGGUGCUGGGACCGCAGCUAUUUGCAAUAUACAUCAAUGAUUUAGUUGAAGGGAUUCAAAGUAACAUUAACACAUUUGCAGAUGACACAAAGCUGGGUGGCAGUGUGAACUGUGAGGAGGAUGCUAUGAGAAUAUAGGGUGACUUGGACAGGUUGGGUAAGUGGGCAGAUGCAUGGCGGAUGCAGUUUAAUGUGGGUAAGUGUGAGGUCAUCCACUUUGGUGCCAAGAACAGGAAGCCAGAUUAUUAUCUAAAUGGUGUAAAGUUGGGAAAAGGGGAAGUACAACGAGAUCUGGGUGUCCUUGUUCAUCAGUCAAUGAAAGUAAGCAUGCAGGUACAGCAGGCAGUGAAGAAAGCUAAUGGCGUUGGCCUUCAUAACAAAAGGAGUUGAGUACAGGAGCAAAGAGGUUCUUCUGGAGUUGUACAGGACCCUAGUGAGACCACACCUGGAGUAUUGUGUGCAGUUUUGGUCUCUAAAUUUGAGGAAGGACAUUCUUGCUAUUGAGGAAGUGCAGCGUGGGUUAACGAGGUUGAUUCCCAGGAUGGCGGGACUGUCAUUUGUUGAAAGAAUGGAGAGACUGGGCUUGUAUACUUUGGAAUUUAGAAAGGGGAUCUCAUUGAAACAUACAAGAUUAUUAAGGGAUUGAAAAUGCUUGAGGCAGGAAACUUGUCCUGAUGUUGGGAGAGUCCAGAACCAGGGGCCACGGUUUAAGAAUAAGGGGUUGGCCAUUUAGAACGGAGUUGAGGAAAAUCUUUUUCACCCAGAGAGUUGUGAAUCUGUGGAAUUCUCUAUCUCAGAAGGCAGUGGAGGCCAAUUCUCUGGCUGCUUUCAAGAGAGAGAUAGAUACUCUUAAAGAUAACGGAGUCAAGGGAUAUGGGGGGAAGGCAGGAACAGGGUACUGAUUGUGGAUGAUCAGCCAUGAUCACAGCGAAUGGCGGUGCUGGCUCGAAGGGCGGAAUGGCCAACUCUGCACCUAUUGUCUAUCAUGUAAAUUAUGUAAAUGACACUAUCACACAGAUGUACAUACAAAGCAGCUCUGUACAUUUUCUUUGUUCCAUUAAAUUAAAUAUAUCUGUACAUUUAAAUUAAAUUCAGAGAAUGAGAAUCUGCAGAGUUGAGCCUGAUUUGACUGUAUCUCUUGAUUUUUGUCCUGCUUGUAUACACUGUAGAUGGCCUGUUUAUAAUCAUGUAUAGUCUCUCCGCUGACUGGUUAGCACACAACAAAAAGAUUAUCACUGUAACUCAGUACAUGUGACAAGAAACAAGACUAAACUAAAUAUCCUUCCUGUAUAUGGGCAACCAGAACUGCACACGAUGCUGCAAGUGUGGUCUCACCAACAACUUGUGCAGCUGCAUCAUGACGUCUCAACCCUUGCACGGAAUGACGUUCCCAAUGAAGGCCAGCAUGCCAAACACCUUCUUCACCAUCCCGCCCACCUGGCUCACCACCUCCAGGAACCGUGCACCUGUACUCCCCAGAUCUCUCUGUUCUACAACACUCUCCAGGGCUCUGCCAUUUACUGUGUAAGCCCUGCCCUGGUCUGAUACAUCAAACUGCAAAACACUUGUCACAGUUAAAUUCCAUUUGCCAUCCCUUGGCCCACCUUCCCGACUGAUUUAGAUCUUGUUGUAAAUUUAGAUGUCCUUCCUCACAGGGGACCCAGCACCGACCCCUGCGCUGCGCCACUCCACUGGUCACAGGCCUCAACCCUCCAGCGGCACUGUGGCGCAGCGGGUGGAGCUGCUGCCUCACAGCCCCACAGAUCCGGGUUUGAUCCUGACCUUGGGUGCUGUCUGGGUGGAGUUUUCCUGUGACCAUGUGGGUUUCCUCUGGGUGCUCCGGUUUCCUCCCACAUCCCAAAGACUUGCAGCAUCGGUGGGUUAAUGGACCCUCUGUGAAUUGCCCCCCUAGUGUGAGUGAUGGGUAGAAUGCGGGGGGGCUUGAUGGGAAGCAUGAAAUGAGUGAGUGUGGAGUGUUCAGCAGC
This is a messenger RNA of Leucoraja erinaceus (little skate), 6668 nucleotides long. RefSeq names its product Krueppel-like factor 15. The record is from RefSeq and is a predicted model, not a curated record. The transcript has 3 exons. The coding region runs from base 1459 to 2541 and encodes 360 amino acids. Gene Ontology annotation, biological process: regulation of transcription by RNA polymerase II. Gene Ontology annotation, molecular function: RNA polymerase II cis-regulatory region sequence-specific DNA binding; DNA-binding transcription factor activity, RNA polymerase II-specific. Lineage: Eukaryota; Metazoa; Chordata; Chondrichthyes; Rajiformes; Rajidae.